UAUUCCGCAUCCCAACCAAAUCGACCAAUGUGUACAUCACCAUAGCUACCAUUAUAAAUGCUAUAGCAUUUUACAUUGCUCGAAUCUACACACACAAACACUCACUCAUUGAUCAAUGAUCAAUGGUGACGACGAGAGCACACGAGUGGCAAAACUCCACAUUAAAUUGCACAGAAUAUGUGUUGAAGAAAAUUACAAUCACAAAAAGCAAAGCCAAUCAAGUAUUUUUAACAGCUCAACUUAUUGAUAUCGUGGUUGAAUUUUCACAUUUUUCAAAAACAAGCAUUUUAUUGAUACAAAUUUUGAACAAAUUCUAUUAAAUUCUUUGAUCAAAAAUGAUGGAUCCAAACAUUGGCUGGUUCCAGCCCGAACAAGAAGGUCCGGCAUUGAAAUUAUGGGUUUCCCUUUGGAAACGUGCCAAAAUGAGCCAUCAUACGGCCAUUGAAAAUCAACCAGAUUUUGUUCCCCUAACUAAUAAUAAUAAUGGCACUCACCAUCAUAAUGAUCAUCAUCAUAAUCUUCAUCUUGGGCAUCAAAUGAAUGAUAAUAAUAAUAUUGAUGAUUGUCAUAAACAAGACCAAACAAUGCCUUCCACAACGACCCCUAUUUCCAUAUUUCCUAAUGGACCUUUCCAUCCAUUUUAUUUGAAUCAUAUGGCUAAACGAAAUCAUUCGGAUAAUCCGGCAUCUACAUAUAAUUUUAAUGAUAAUCAAAAUAUUUGUGCUAAAUAUAAUGGUACCCCUUGGCGUACAUUACGUGGACAUUACAGUCCUGGCAUUAUUGGUCUACAUCAAGAAAUUGAAGAUUUUUAUAAUUAUAUGAAACCAACACCAGAAGAGCAAUUUAUGCGACAAAAUGUUGUCAAAAGAAUUUCCACCGUUAUCAAUAAUUUUUGGCCCGAAGCCAAAGUUGAUUAUUUUGGUAGUUUUCGUACCGGUUUAUAUUUACCGACAAGCGAUAUAGAUAUGGUUGUAUUUGGUAAAUGGGAAACCAUACCAUUGUUUACAUUGGAAAAAAAAUUGUUAGAAACUGGAAUUGCCGAAGAUAAUAGUAUCAAAGUGUUGGACAAAGCUAGUGUGCCUAUCAUCAAACUUACUGAUCAAGAAACCAAAGUUCGUGUGGAUAUAAGUUUCAAUACUAGUAAUGGAAUCAAAAGUGCCAAAUUGAUCAAAGAUUAUAAACAAGACUAUCCUAACCUAGAAAAACUAGUCUUCGUUUUGAAACAAUUUCUUCUACAACGAGACUUGAAAGAAGUUUUCACUGGUGGUAUUAGUUCAUAUUCGUUAAUAUUAAUGGUCAUUAGUUUCAUUCAAUUACAUCCACGAAUCGAAGCACGCUUACCUGAUGCUAAUUUGGGUGUUUUGUUAAUCGAAUUUUUCGAACUAUUUGGACGAUAUUUUAAUUAUUAUCGUGUUGGCAUUCGUGUCAAAGAUGGUGGCAAAUUUGUACCUAAAUCUGAAAUUCAAAAAAACAUGGACUCUAAUUAUCGGCCAUCAAUUCUAUGUAUCGAAGAUCCUUUAAAUCCAUCGAAUGAUAUCGGAAAAAAUUCGUAUGGGGCUUUGAUGGUUAAACAAGCGUUCGAAUAUGCAUUUACUACUCUACACCAGGCUGUUGGUCCAUUAUCAACAACUGUUGAUCAGACAAAAUCAAUAUUGGGCCGUAUAGUUCGUGUCACCGAUGAAGUAAUUGAUUAUCGAAAUUCUAUAAUUGAAAAAUUCCCACUGCCAUAUUCAGAUAUGAAUACCAAUAAUGACGAUAGUUCAAAUGGUGGUGGUAGCGACGGUACUAGUGGAAAAAGUUCUGGGACGAAUCUAGAUAGCACAAGUGGCAAAUAUAUGGGAGGAUCAUUGACUAAUAGCAGUCAUCAUCAUCAUCAUCAUCAUCGUCAGACCAAAUCUCCUCGACAUCAUCAUCCUCAUCAUAAUAAGACGUCAAAUUGCAAUCCAAAUUCAACGGAUUUCGAUAAAGACUCAAGUGAUAGUGAUGAAGUCAUCUGUGAUACAAAUACAACGAAAUCCAGUUCACUUCCUUCGAUGUUAGAUACAAUUACGUCUUCCCAGGACACAAAUGCUAACGAUACGGCAGCUGCCUCCAUUCAACAAUCGCAACCACCUCAGCCAUUAUUGUUGAACACUCAGCCACCGCCAGUUCAUUUAACAUUUCCGACAUCAGCUGCAACGAAUCAAUUUUCAACAAUAUCUACAUCAUUUUUAUCACCAUACGCAAACGCGAUGCAUCAUGCAGCUGCCGUUGCUUUACAACAGACAAUUACACAUCAACAACAACAACCUGUUCCGGUUAGCUUAUCACCACAUUAUCAUCCGCAUCACCAUCAUCUUCCAUUGGCUCAUGCGAAUUAUAUUCAACAUCAAUCACAAGCGACAACGAUUCCACAGCCGCCACCACCCUCAACAUCAUCACACCGUUCAUCAUCAACUGGAAUGUUAUUAAAUAGAAGAUAUAAUAGCAAUAACAGUAAUAAUAAUAGUUCAUCAAAUAAUAAUCCAAUGGUUGCGAUCAAUACAAAUGGCCUUUCUAAUAUAACGACAAAUUCAAAUUUAUCAUCAUCAAGGCGACCAAAUUAUUACAACAGUAGCAGUAGUACGUCAAGUAAUUCGAGUACUAAUUCCAAUUCCAACAGUGGAGCUAAUUGGAAUAAUAACGUUCCAAUGAUGACCACCACGAAUGGAUCGAAUACUAAUAAAAAUACAUUCGAUUCCGAUAUAAAUAUGAAAACUUUAGUCAAUGGAAAUAUGAUUGCUGGAAAUAAGGCUACGUCUUCGUCAUUUGGAAAGAAUACGAUUCGUCAAUUUUCUAACUCAAAUGAUCAUCAAUCCAUUCGUAAGACUCAGAUUUAUCAUGGUAAUAUUAGCAACAAGUCUCAACAGACAUCAUCAGUAUUUUCUAAUAGUCUUGUUGACAAAUUUCCAUCUUGAUUAUCAUCAAUUGUUAUCAGUGUGGGUAAAAUCAAUGAGUUCAAGAUGAAUUAUAUUUAUCAUACAGAAUUCUAAAAGAGAUUUGAACCUAAAAUAAUGAUCAACAGAAACCAAUUUGGUUUUCGCAUAUUUUGAAUUAUGUACAAAUUGGAUCAUUCUGUUUUUGAAUAUAAUUUUUAUCCUGGAUUUUAUUUCAUCGACCAAUGUAGUCGUUCUCAGUGACUAACUGUUAGCAAAGAUAAUAAAAUCAAAAUUAUAAUUUUUUUAGUUCGA
Molecule: messenger RNA, 3209 nt
Organism: Dermatophagoides farinae (American house dust mite)
Lineage: Eukaryota; Metazoa; Arthropoda; Arachnida; Sarcoptiformes; Pyroglyphidae
Product: terminal nucleotidyltransferase 4A
Biological process (GO): RNA 3'-end processing; polyadenylation-dependent ncRNA catabolic process
Cellular component (GO): TRAMP complex; nucleolus
Molecular function (GO): mRNA binding; poly(A) RNA polymerase activity
Source: RefSeq, a predicted model, not a curated record